AUGAAGGAUGGAGAUUCGGACAGAAGCGGAAAAGUUCAGAAUCCCGACAUACCGGAUGACGGGAAACAGCUACAGCAAGCAUCUGAAGAUCCAGGAAGUUUUCUUAUCCUUUGCACUAUUAAUAAUGAAUAUUUUUCGAGUGCAUUAGCUGAUUUAGGGUCAAGUAUUAAUGUUAUGCCUACUGUGAUUUAUGAGAGACUUGACCUCUGUCGACCAUUUCUGCAUAUUGCGGAUGCAACCAUCCAUGUUCUUCAACGGGAAAUAUCAUUAUCCGAUGGUAGAAAUAGGAUUAGAGUGUCUGACCUUGAGGAAGAAGUUGAAUUGACCAAAGAGGAGUGCCUUAGAAUGGAAAUAAGUUAUGAUGAUCAAAACCCCCGUGAACAAGUAGGACUUAAUGACGAUGCCUUAGAUGAAAGCAUAAGAAUAAAAUAA
Molecule: messenger RNA, 432 nt
Organism: Erigeron canadensis
Lineage: Eukaryota; Viridiplantae; Streptophyta; Magnoliopsida; Asterales; Asteraceae
Exons: 2
Coding region: 1-432 (143 amino acids)
Source: RefSeq, a predicted model, not a curated record